AUGCUCGUUUUCGAACAGCCUCCAGUGGCGCCUCCCCCGCUCGGCGGCGACAAAGCGGACCGUUUUCUGCCGGAGGUAACUGCUCCCCUGCCGGCGGCCGUCAGCCCUGCAGUGACGGCGCAGAAGGAUAUCGCGUCGCUCAUGCUGGCUUGGCUGGUCGAGCGACUGCAAGAAGCCCAGAAGCGGGCGGAUAGCGAGAGUAAGCGAGUGGCGCAUCUGGAGCGGCAGGUGGCGCUGAUGCUGCGCGAGAUGGGGGAGGCGCAGCGCCUGGUGGCGGGGCUGUCGCGCAAAAACGCGGAGCUGCAGGGGGAAAUGGCGCAGCUGAUGCUGGCGCACAUGGUUGUUGGGCUGGCGGAAGCAGGAGCAGGGGGGCUGGAGCUGGGGAACCGGGGUGAAGGGGUAGGAGAAGCUGGAGGGAUGGAAGAAGGGAGAGGAGACAGCGAGGAGGUUAUUCAGCCAUCCAGUCGUCAUUCAUAG
This is a messenger RNA of Closterium sp. NIES-65, 477 nucleotides long. NCBI's taxonomy places the organism in Eukaryota, Viridiplantae, Streptophyta, Zygnematophyceae, Desmidiales, Closteriaceae. The record is from the annotation of a GenBank genome assembly.